CCGUCCCUCACAGCGUCUCUCUUUUUUUUCCCCUGUGAGGAGAAAAGCGCGGGCGCGAGAGCGCGCGCGUGUGAAAAGGGGAGAGAUACGGCGCUGCAGGCGGGGGUGGCCGAGGCUAGGCUCGCCUCGCACACAUAACACGCCACUUUCCUUCCCGGAAUGUGAGGCGCGGCGGAGCCGGGGUUGUCAAGCGCAGGUUCCCACAGUAGCAGAAGCGGCGGCAGCCUGGGGCUCCCCAGUGCGGGGCCGGGCGCUGACUGACUGGCGCGAGCCUCCGCUGUCCCAGCCCCUGAGGGAAGAAGGGGCGGCUCCUAGGGCGGCGGCGGCCGCAGAGGCUUCUUCUCCCCCUUGCUCGCCCUGCUCUUCCUCGGGUCUACUUCCCCGAGCUCCAGACGCUCCUCGCCCGCCAUGAAGAAGUUUUCUCGGAUGCCCAAGUCUGACGGCACCGGAGGCAGCACGAGUAGCGGCGGCGGAGGAGGGGGAGGCGGCGGCGGAGGAACGUCGGUGGCCGUGUCGGGCUUUGUGGCCGGAGGCGGGCCGGCCGUGGGCAGCAGCAGGGUCUUCGCCGUGGGGCGCUUCCAGGUCACGGUCGAGGAGCUGCUGGCGGAAGGUGGCUUUUCCACAGUGCUACUUGUGCAUACACAUGGUGGAGUCCGAUGUGCAUUGAAACGAAUGUAUGUUAAUAAUGUGCCUGAUCUCAAUAUCUGCAAAAGAGAAAUAACAAUAAUGAAAGAACUGUCUGGGCACAAGAACAUUGUAGGGUAUUUGGAUUGUGCUGUUAAUUCUGUUAGUGAUAAUGUUUGGGAAGUGCUCAUCUUAAUGGAAUACUGUCGUGCUGGGCAGGUAGUGAAUCAGAUGAACCAGAGAUUGCAGACAGGCUUUACUGAGCCAGAAGUGCUAAGGAUAUUUUGUGAUGCCUGUGAAGCUGUUGCUAGGCUGCAUCAAUGCAAAACUCCCAUUGUUCAUAGAGAUUUGAAGGUUGAGAACCUUUUGUUGAAUGACAGUGGAAACUAUGUCCUCUGUGACUUUGGCAGUGCCACUAAUAAAUUCCUUAAUUCUCAGAAAGAUGGAGUUACUGUAGUUGAAGAAGAAAUUAAAAAGUAUACUACGUUAUCAUACAGAGCUCCUGAAAUGAUUAAUCUUUAUGGAGGGAAACCAAUUACUACCAAGGCAGAUAUCUGGGCUCUUGGUUGCUUGCUGUAUAAGCUUUGUUUCUUCACACUUCCCUUUGGUGAGAGUCAGGUUGCCAUUUGUGAUGGAAGCUUUACCAUCCCAGACAAUUCACGUUACUCCCAUGGUAUACAUUGUUUGAUAAGGUAUAUGCUUGAACCAGAUCAAGAACAGAGACCUGAUAUCUUUCAGGUUUCUUACUUUGCCUUUAAACUUGCCAAAAAGGACUGUCCAAUAUCCAAUAUCAAUAAUUCUCCUCUCCCUUCAACUCUUCCUGAGCCCCUGACAGCUAGUGAGGCUGCUGCUAAGAAAAGCCAAAUAAAAGCUCGAAUAACAGAUGCCAUUGGACCAACAGAAACCUCAAUAGCACCACGACAAAGACCAAAGGCCAAUACAAGCACCGCCGCUUCUAGUGUACUAGCAAUUCAGAGCUCAGCAACACCAGUCAAAGUGCCAGUCCCUAGUGAUUUCAACAAUGGACAAAAAGGAGCCUCAAAAUCUGGAAAUAGCCAAGAGAGUAUGUCCCAAGGAACUAAUCAGGCCCCACAGCAAAAUAGAGUACUGCAACAACUACAGCAAGGUGACUGGAGGCUACAGCAGUUGCAUCAUUUGCAUCAUCAUCAUCACCACCACCACCACCAGCAGCAGCAGCAACAUCAGCAAUUGAUUCAGGAUGCAUACAUGCAUCAGUAUCAACAAGCAGUGCAACAGCACAUGAUUCAACAGCAGCUUUUGAUGCGCUCUGCUUACCAGCAGCAACCUUCCCCAUCCUAUCCAGCCAUGGUGCAGCAGUACCAACAAGCUCUUCUACAUCAACAAGCCCUUGUGAAGCAGUUGCAACCUCCGAAACAUUCUCCUGAAUUUCUUGCCUCUCCUCAGGAGUUCUCACCAGCCUUAAUACCCCAUUCCAAAUCCUUUCCAACUCACGUUGGUGCCGCAUUGGACACACCUUAUACUACAAACAGGUCAUCUGCCUCUGAUGCUGAGUCUGUUUCCAGCUAUCCAAAACAGAACGUCAGUAACCCUCCUGAUAUGUCUGGCUGGAAUCCGUUUGGAGAAGACAAUUUUUCCAAGCUAACAGAGGAGGAGCUGUUGGACAGGGAAUUUGACCUUCUGAGAUCAAAUAGGCUCGUGGAGAGGAGAACUUCCUCAGAUAAGAAUGUGGAGCCACAUUCUGUUCCACAGAACCAUCCUCCAGAAGAUCCCUUUGGUUCUGUACCUUUCAUUUCUCACCCAGGUUCCCCAGGAAAUGAAAUUAAUAACUCAGACAGCAGUCUAGAGAACAAGGUAGGGAGCCCAACCAAAAAUGAGAGGUCAAGCCAGGCUAUUGGGGACCAUGAAAAUGUAAAGAAGGUGAGAGAAGGAAACACGAAAAAAGGAAAUGAUGAAUCAGAGAGUGACUUUGAAUCAGAUCCUCCAUCUCCUAAGAGCAGUGAGGAAGAGGAGCAAGAGGAUGAAGUCUUGCAUUGUGAGCAUGGAGAUUUCAUUGAUGACAACGAUACUGAACCAGAGAACUUUGGCCAGCAUCCUCUUCUAAUGGAUUCUGAUGAAGAUGCAGAAGAUGAUGAUAAACCAAGUUCUGACUCUGAUUCUUGUCAUGCUAGGCCUGUGGAUGAGAUGCUUGGCAGUAGAUACAGAGAAGGGACUGACAGUGUUGAAAACAGGGAGCCUAAUGUAACAUUUCCUGUGUUGACCGAAUUGCCAAAUACAGUAACCAAGGUGAGCCCCAAGCAAGAAUUUGAUGUCUUUGGAGCAGUUCCAUUCCUUGCUCUUCAUUCUCAAGAGCCUAAGCAAAAUGAUAACAAAGGUUUCUCUCCCCAGGCUACGCUCCCAGGCUUAGACCAAGAUCAGGAUGAUUUUGAUGUCUUCACCAAAGCCCCAUUCAGCAGAAAAAUAUCACAGCAAGAUGACUUGAUUUCAGGUUCUGAAAACCAACCUUCUCCCAUAUCGCCCAAAAGUGUGGAUCCUUUUGACUGUAUCCCAUUCCCUCAUUCCAUCCCAAGCAACGACGAGAGUAAAGAGGACCUGUUUGGGCUUAUCCCGUUUGAGGAGAUAGCAGGAAGCCAACAGCAGCAAAAAGUGAAGCAGCAACGCAAUCUGCAGAAACUCUCCUCUCGCCAGAGACGCAUGAAGCAGGAAGUAUCAAAGAACAAUGGAAAGCGCCACCAUGGUACGCCAACUAGCACCAAGAAGACCUUGAAGCCCAGUUACCGCACACCAGAAAGAGCCCGCAGGCACAAAAAAGCUGGCCGUCGGGACUCCCAGAGUAGUAAUGAGUUCUUGACAAUCUCUGAUUCCAAGGAAAAUAUAAGUAUUGCCCUUUCAGAUAGCAAGGAUAGAGUCAACCCUCUGCAAGCAGAUGAUGGUCUUCUGGAUCCCUUUGGAGCCAAGCCUUUCCAUCCUACGGAACUGGUGCUUCUUCCACAGCAUCAAGGUUUGGGUGAUAAUUGUGGAGACUAUAAUACAGUAGUUCCUGGUAGACCUAGACAGAGUUCAGUACUUGGUACCAUUCAUUCUGGCGAUGGGAAAAAAUUAACAGAUGAUUUUGGGGCAGUUCCCUUCACGGAAUUUGUUGUGCAGAGUGUGACAUCUCAACAAAGCCAGCAGCAACAGACAGUAGAGUUGGAUCCUUUUGGGGCUGCUCCAUUUCCUUCCAAACAAUAGAUUGAACCAGGAGCACUGUUGCAUUAUUUAAGGAUUUUAUGCACCACCAUAAACUAUCUGGUUCAACUGAGAAGAAACAUUUUUUCUAAGUACAAUGUAUUCAUUUCUCAGUAGAGAGCCUCAUAUUUUAAAAUCUGCUAUGUUGAGCAUACAAUAUUGAGAUGGCAAAGAGGUAAAAGAAUUUCACUAAGACCUUCUGAUCUCUUUUCAAAAUCUCCUAUCUUGUUGCAGCUACUGCCUAUUACUUUAUCAACAAACAGCCAUGGUGUGCUUUUUACCAUGUACUCCGCCAAAGAGGUCAUUACAAGAAAGGUCUGAUUUGAGGUGUGUUAUAACUGGCCUGAGGGGAAUGAGAAAAUGCCUAAAUAUGUAAGAAGCUGGAUUGAUCUGGGACUACUUCACUUGCUUGUUGUGGGUUCCCUCCUAGAACAUCUCUGAACUUCUGAGGUUUCUGACUUGACCUUAGAUUCCUAAACAUCACAAAAAAACCAAACCUUUGUAGCUGUGGUUCCCAGAAAUCUGCUCCCCCCCAGUAAGUGCCAUUAAUGUAAAACGGGGAUAGUUCUAACUCUUAAGAUCUCAAGAACUUAGUGGAAUACAAUAUUAGAUAAAGUUGGGAAUCAAGGAGGAAAAUAAAAAUACAUAGCUGGAUUCUGCAGCACUUCGAAGAUUAUAUAGUUCCAGCUUGGUUUAACUGCAUAUACAGCAUUCGAGAAGACAAAAGCCGGAAAUUUGGUGGCAAGUUCUAACCUGUACAGCUCUAUUAUAAAGUAGAAUUUUCAUCUAAUGUAUUUUUCUAGGGUUUUGUACUCCGUGGUAUACCCUAGAAAUGUCUUUUGAAUCACUCUCACUUAACUCGUCCCAUUUAAUAUUUUUGAGUGCAUUCUGUCUCACAAUAUUGUACUUAUCUUGAGAGUUCAUACAAAAUACACGUAACUCUAAAGAAACUUUUAACUUGAAUUUAGGCAGUUUCCAGCACUGGAGGUAUAAAACUGAAGCCUUUUAAAAAAUGAUGUUGAUUUGAGUCUGCUUCCAGUAAACUGCAUAGUAAACCACCAAUGCCUUACAGCCAGGACCAUUGUCCUGUCAUACUUUUACCUCUGAGCCAUUUGGUGCCCUUGAGACACAGUUUAAAAACAUGUAGAACUUAGGUGGUGAGAAUUUGAUGCAUUUCUGAACUUCCCACGUGUACUAAGGUGUUCAUAAUGUUCUUGGCUGUCUGUCUGUGGCCCAUUCUUGACUAGCUAUGGGAGCCUUGGCUGAAUAUGUUUCACAUUUCAGUUCCUUGGGCUACAAUCUAGCCCAGCUUGGCUUUCUUUUAAACAUGUAGGUGUGAAAACACUGCAGUGACCAGCUGCUCCUAAAUCAUACAGAAGUGGAUCCAUGGAACACUGCAAUGUAGUUCCACUGCCUAUGCAGAAGCAGCUGACCCCUUGCUCCCAUGAAAUAUAGCAAACUAUUUCUGAAACUGAAAUGUUUCAUAUGUGUUGGGUCAGCUGUAUAAAAGGAGUCAAACUCCUACUUCAUGCAUACAAGGCUGAAAUGUUUCUGGAUCCUGGGCUUUGCAUAGCCAUUCACAUUGUAAAUCUGACUUUACUCAAAAGGUACAAGAACUGGGCUCUUGGGGUAUUGCUUACUUGACUUGAAUAUGAACUUGUGGGAGCAAGAAAUCUAAAAACAGUUACUGCCCUGGGUGAAUGACUUUCCUUAAAUGCUUUCCCAGCAGUGGGUUCUUACUCUCCAGCUGCUGUGCAGAAGCAAAAUAUCAAAAGAAACUUUUUUUUGUAACAGGAUGUUAAUACAGGAUAAAUUUGACAGAGGCAGAAGAACAAGAUGCUUUAAAAAAAUGAGAACUUUAAGAAAAUUUGAUGGGUUUUUUGGUGAUCAAAAUAUGAUUGGAAGUUCUCUCUAGAUGUGUGUUUCUAGUCCUGCAAUGUUUCACUCUUUUGUCAUAUCAAGCACAAAUCCCAGGUCAGUUAGAUGUCUUGUCAUUCUAAAUGGUUCUGUAAAGCACAUAUGGCAAAGAAGGCUAACUGUGCAUAUACCUCAGAAUGCCUGCUCUUUUAUUCUUGUGCCAAAGCCUCUUUGAAUUAAAUACAGAUUUUGUAAGAAAGGUUUAUUAAAACUGUAACCAGACAGCUCUUUAUUGAAGUGCUGUUUCGACUGUGACAAGAUUUCUUACCCAUAAAGAGAUCAGCCGUGUGUUCCCAGCAAAUGAGCACACCAAUAGACGCAGAGAGCAAACAUGUAUACAUCCCUCGUGAUUUGUUUCCUCUAUGGAAAGGUUUUCUGUGAACGAAACGUACAAUGUUUGAAGCAGGUUGGAGUUGCAGAGUUAAGCCAGAGCUGUCCACAACUAGCUGAUCCCAACGUAAUAACUCCUAUUUGUGUGCUUGUAAAGUCUUAAGUGCUUUCAGGUGGCAUAAAAUAGGCACAGCCGCUCUGGUAAUCAAGUUAACAGUCUCAUUAAAAGUAGUUGACUUGUCCUGUUGAUUUUAACAAAAUAAUUCUGGCUCAGGAACUAUCUAGUGCCUGAUCCUCACCUGGCAUCCCGUUGGUUGCCAACUUUUAUAUUCCAAGCCGUCUGAAAAAUCCUUCCUUUCCACAAGACUCCAUGUGCUGUGAAAUAUGAACACUAGAUUUAGAACAACCUGGUCAUUUAAUUAUUUGUAGUAACCUAAAACCAUUGCCUGCAUGUGUCAGAAGGGUUUUCCAUAUAUCUGUACUACAUGCCUAGUUAUUGGCAGAUAAUUCGAUUCUGAACAUUUACUUGGACCCAAGAUGAAAGUAAAUCUUAUCCUGCAAUAAUUCGAAGGCAGUGGGGAGAGUAGAAGCAACACAUUUGCAUUGUUCUAACAAUUUCCCUACUAUUUCUCCUAAGAGUUUGUUGGUAUAGAAAAUAUACACAUUUUUCUCCAUCAUCACCUCGGGUCCUGAGACCCACUUUUCAGCAGUCUCUUGGAAGAAACUUGCACUGCUCGGUUCAGGCCGUUAGCUUGGCAGUGUAGAGUUAAAAAUGGAUGCGACUCUGCAGGACUGGGCCAUAGGCAAAACGUCUGUAGCAUAACCUUUUAAGGCCAAAAUAAACGUGUGACCAUUGAGAUUGUUGCCAAUAUUCUUUGCUUUCUCAUAGGGCCUUGCUUCACGUAUUACUGAUUGCAUAUGGCUUUAUUUUCAUAGGUUUUUGUAAAUAAGAACGUUUGUUGAUUUUCCUUUGUGGUUGCCGGGGUAUACUGGCAGACCCCACAGAACUGAUUUCUCCCUAUGUUCGUUCGUUUGUUUCCAAGAGCUGCAGAAAGCAGGUUUAAAAAUUUCCUUCAGUUCUGGACUUCAUAGAAAGAAGUGAUUGGUAGUUUGGGAUAAAUGUUUUUGCUUGCAUUGUGUAUGUGUACAUAUAUUUGAAAUCCAGCCUACCAUGGUCUUUCCUGGAACCAUAGGAAGAUUGUGAAGUAUUAGUUCAUAUCAGUGGCCACCAGAUGGAGGAUUUUUCACUACUCCAAUGGUUUGACCUUUCCAAUUAGCAUAUAGCAGACAGCUGGGUACAUCUUCUAAAAUCAGCUGCAGAAUUAGUUCAUCUUGAAGCAGUGUUGCGUGUUACUUCCGACAUGAUGGUCACCCUAAGGUGCUUUUAUUGUACAGAUUAAUAUAGCAGAGAUGCUCCUAAAGGUUUAAAAGCAACAGGAUCUGGUUCAAUGUCAGCCAUCACUGGUAAAAUCAGCUCAUGGUUACUAUACCAUCACCCAAAUUUGUGUGAUUCAGUUCUUUGAAGGUACAAUUGUUGAUCUUGGUGAAACUGAAUCCAUACCCCUAUCCAAAUAUCAGUGGGGGUGGAUGCUUACUACUUCCAUAAUUAUUCUGUAGAAAAGGAGGCCUAUAUCUUACAGCUUGAUCCUGCACUCUUGAACUAGGUUACAUGUGUCUGGUAAUUUUAGAGGGACAGGAGCAAUGGCCAGGCUUUGGGAGGAGGGCUGCCUAAAAGUCUGUCCUUUUCACUCAGAAAUAACUACUGUGAGAUUGAAUGGCUGUAGCUACUACUGUGAGAAUUGCAACUAGAGUCUAUCUGAAGAAUUUUUUUAUAUAUGAUAGGGUGUAUUUUUAUAGAGAAACAUAUAUAAAACAUACAUGCACACAUCACAUCUCUUGGAGUUUGUGAUCUAAAAUAACAUUGCAGUCACAAUCAUUGUCAUGGCGUUGGAAAAAUAAGUAUAGCCAAAAGCUGCUAAGAGUAACAAGGAAAUGCAAAGAACUGGCUACCCAGUUAUUUUUCUAAAGCACUUCAUUGAAAAGAAGAAAUAAAAGUAAUAGUGUCUAUAGCCAAGUUUUGUUUCUGUGACUAAGAACAUCACUCAAGAAUAAAACAAUGCUAUAUUUUAAUUGCUGGCAAACAGCUUUAAGUGCACUUUUCAAAUGACACUUCCAUUUCUUGUCAAGACUCAAAAUUUCUAAAGCUUUUUUGUUGUGUGUGUACCACUAAAACAGAAUUUUUGUGUGAAAUUAAUGUAGCUGAGAACAACUGUCAGUUGUCACUAAACAAAUAUACCAGAUGCCAUGAUUCUGUAAACCUGUGUAAUUUUUACAACAGAGCCGGGGUGUUCUAGAAUGAUCUUGCCAUGCAAAAUGCUAAUUGAGUUUCCUGUGUAUGUUGCCUCAUAUGAAAAAAAAACUUAUUGCAUUACUUAUGCCUCCUGUUGUUUCUUUUGCUGCAGUCAAUGACAGUAAUUAGCUAGCUUUGUGAGCUCAUUUAGGGGGAGGACUUUGCGACUUUGUUUCUCUUGCAUUUUGAUACUUCACUUGUUCCAAGAACUUGGGAUACCAUAUUCUAACCAACAUCGAUUUGGGUUUAUAUCACGUCAAGUUUUGUGACAGCUUU
Messenger RNA from Zootoca vivipara (common lizard), 8704 nucleotides. It is a transcript of the gene BMP2K, whose product is annotated as BMP2 inducible kinase. Gene Ontology annotation, biological process: protein phosphorylation. Gene Ontology annotation, molecular function: protein kinase activity; ATP binding. The record is from RefSeq and is a predicted model, not a curated record. NCBI's taxonomy places the organism in Eukaryota, Metazoa, Chordata, Lepidosauria, Squamata, Lacertidae.